AUCUAGGAUGACAUUGGCUACAAUAUUUACUAUGCAGAGCCCCUUUCUCCUCAGCUUCCUUUACAAAAAAAAAGUCUCUGAUGAGCUGUGCGUGACCACUACAUGAUGUUGUCAUGAUGAACAAAAACUAGUCAGUCAGAAAGAGCUGCGAAGAUGGUGUACGUCUUGAGAUACUGUUUUCUUUUGAUCAAUGUUUGUAUAAGAAGCAUGUCAUCAUGGGCAACCACAGUGGAGAUAGAUUUUGAUAUUGUAAUCAAAUCUUCUGGGCAUAAUGUCACCAUCGAGUGUGCUACUGAUAAACUACCUCAAGAUGGAGUGUACAUGUAUAAACAAGAAGGAGCAAGUAAAGCGCAGGAAUUAUUCUACUUUUACAAAGGAAUCAAUCUUACCUAUAAAAAGGCAAACGAAUUCAAAGUCAGUGUCAUUGGACCAUUUCCCAACCUUAUUGUCACCCUCUUAAAUGUAACUGUCGAAGACACUGGGCUUUACUGGUGUAAAUUUAAUUUGGAAGACAAACCAACUGUUGGCAAGUUCACCUGGUUAUGGAUAGAAAAGGAAAAGGAAAAGGAAAAAGAAAAAGGAAAGGAAAAAGGAAAAGAAAAAGACUGCCCAGAAGAUGAAGAUCAUCUGAAGAUCUUCAUUUUGUGUGCUGUCAUGCUACUGUGCAUCACUGGUGGUAUCUGCUGUUUGAUUCUUAAGAAGAAGGGCUGUUGGAGGAACAAGAAAUACAAACCAUCAAAUCCACCAUCAGAGUCAGUUUAUGAAGAGAUGAAACGGAGCAAUUUGAACGCCCAGCCCUGUUCUCGGACAUUCAUCAACCCGGACUAUCAAUCUUCCAAGCAACUUAAAUAAAUACUUUAGGCUUUAGUUUGUUUUACUGUCUAUUUGCAUUGAAAAAGCUUCCAAAUGAUUUGUCUUAAUAUUUGAAUUCUCAUGUACCUUGUAUGUCAUUAUUUUCAUUUAAUGUGAAUAUCAAGUAAUUCACUUUAAAAUGCUGUAGAACAGGGAGAAUUAAAAAUAGUUCAAGUGUUAAGAAUAAAAAAAAAAAGAUGCAGCAGUUGAAGAAAGAAAUGUCAAAGA
Messenger RNA from Pimephales promelas (fathead minnow), 1080 nucleotides. RefSeq lists its product as uncharacterized. The record is from RefSeq and is a predicted model, not a curated record. Gene Ontology annotation, molecular function: signaling receptor activity. Gene Ontology annotation, biological process: adaptive immune response. Lineage: Eukaryota; Metazoa; Chordata; Actinopteri; Cypriniformes; Leuciscidae. Gene Ontology annotation, cellular component: membrane.